GGUGGAACUCGUGACGGGAAAUGGGAAUGGCACCCAAGAAGGCAUGCUUCCUUGUAGAUUCCUGAGUGACAGCGAGGUUCCAUCAAACAAGGCAAACUACCUUCCUUGAGGAGGACGAACAAGUAGUUUACAUUCUUCCUGAAGAAGAAUGAAAAAAUGGAAUUCCCCUUGGGGUCCCUGGAAACGACCAACUUCCGUCGGUUCACUCCAGAGUCACUGGCAGAGAUUGAGAAGCGAAUUGCUGCCCAUCAGGCAGAAAAGAAAGUCAAAGACAAGCCUAGAGAGAAGAAGGACCAAGAAGAGAAGCCACGGCCCCAGCUGGACUUGAAAGCCUGCAACCAGCUGCCCAAGUUCUAUGGUGAGCUCUCAGCAGAACUGGUCGGGGAGCCCCUGGAGGAUCUAGACCCCUUCUACAGCACACACCGGACAUUUAUGGUGCUGAACAAAGGCAGGACCAUUUCCCGGUUUAGUGCCACUCGAGCCCUUUGGAUAUUCAGCCCCUUCAACCUGAUCAGAAGAACGGCCAUCAAAAUGUCUGUCCACUCGUGGUUCACUGUAUUUAUUACUGCCACCAUUGUGGUCAAUUGUGUGUGCAUGACCCGAACCGAUCUUCCAGAGAAAAUCGAGUACAUCUUCACGGUCAUUUACACCUUUGAAGCUUUGAUCAAGAUACUGGCAAGGGGAUUUUGUCUAAAUGAGUUCACUUACCUGCGAGAUCCUUGGAACUGGCUGGACUUUAGCGUCAUCACCCUGGCAUAUGUUGGUGCAGCAAUAGAUCUCCGAGGAAUCUCUGGCCUGAGGACGUUCAGAGUUCUUAGAGCUUUAAAAACAGUUUCUGUGAUCCCAGGGCUGAAGGUCAUUGUAGGAGCCCUGAUCCACUCGGUGAGGAAACUGGCUGAUGUGACCAUCCUCACCGUCUUCUGCCUGAGUGUCUUCGCCCUGGUGGGCCUGCAGCUCUUCAAGGGUAACCUCAAGAACAAGUGUGUCAGGAAUGACACAGCUCCAGAUGACACCUCUAAUUACUCAUCUCACAGAACACAUGUAUCGUAUGUUAUUAAGCCAGGCACUUCUGAUCCUUUACUGUGUGGCAAUGGAUCUGAUGCAGGCCACUGCCCUGUUGGUUCCAUCUGCCUUAAAACUUCUGAAAACCCAGAUUUUAACUAUACCAGCUUUGAUUCCUUUGCUUGGGCUUUCCUCUCACUGUUCCGCCUCAUGACACAGGAUUCCUGGGAACGCCUCUACCAGCAGACUCUCAGAGCUUCUGGGAAAAUUUAUAUGGUCUUUUUUGUGCUGGUCAUCUUCCUGGGAUCUUUCUACCUAGUCAACUUGAUCCUGGCUGUGGUCACCAUGGCGUACGAGGAACAGAACCAAGCAACAAUUGCUGAAAUUGAAGCAAAGGAGAAGAAGUUCCAGGAGGCCCUGGAGAUGCUCCGGAAGGAGCAGGAGGUGCUGACAGCACUGGGGAUUGACACAGCCUCUCUCCAUUCCCACAAUGGAUCACCUUUAGCCUCCAAAAAUGCCAGUGAGAGAAAGCACAGAAUGAAAUCAAGAGUGUCGGACUGCUCCACAGAUGACAACAGAUCACCCCAAUCUGAGACUUACAACCAGCGCAGGAUGUCUUUCCUAGGCCUUGCUUCUGGAAGGCGUCGGGCUAGCCAUGGCAGUGUGUUUCAUUUCCGAGCCCCUGGCCAAGAUGUCUCAUUCCACGAUGGGAUCACAGAUGAUGGAGUCUUUCAUGGAGACCAUGAGAGCCGACGGGGUUCUCUGCUGCUGAGCAAGGUUGUUGGACCGCCAGGCCCACUGUCUCAAACUCCCAGCCUUGGCUCUGGGCAUGGAGAAGAGGGACACCCAAUGCUGACCACUAGUGAGCUGGUCCCUGGAGCCACAGAAGUCCCGGCAUUCGAUGCAGGACAGAAGAAAACUUUAUUGUCAGCAGAAUAUUUGAAUGAACCUUUCAGAGUCCAAAGAGCAAUGAGUGUGGUCAGUAUCAUGACCUCUGUCAUCGAGGAACUUGAGGACUCUCAACAGCGGUGCCCACCCUGCUUGACCACUUUGGCUCAGAAGUAUCUGAUCUGGAAGUGCUGCCCGACAUGGGUGAAGCUCAAGACAGUGCUCUAUGAGCUGGUGACAGACCCCUUUGCAGAACUCGCCAUCACUUUCUGCAUCGUGGUGAACACAGUCUUCAUGGCCAUGGAGCAUCACGGCAUGAGCUCUGCCUUCGAAACCAUGCUCCACAUAGGCAACAUUGUCUUUACCAUAUUUUUUACUGCUGAAAUGGUCUUCAAGAUCAUUGCCUUCGACCCCUAUUAUUACUUCCAGAAGAGGUGGAAUAUCUUCGACUGUGUCAUCGUCACCGUGAGCCUGCUGGAGCUGAGCGUGGCCAAAAAGGGAAGCUUGUCUGUGCUGCGGACCUUCCGCUUGCUGCGGGUCUUCAAGCUGGCCAAGUCCUGGCCCACCUUGAACACGCUCAUCAAGAUCAUCGGGAACUCGGUGGGGGCGCUGGGGAACCUGACCAUCAUCCUCGCCAUCAUUGUCUUCAUCUUCGCUCUGGUUGGCAAGCAGCUGCUCGGGGAAGACUACGGGGCUCACCGUUCUGUUAUCGCUGUGCCAGGGGAUGAAUGGCCUCGCUGGCACAUGCAUGACUUCUUCCAUUCCUUCCUCAUUGUCUUCCGGAUCCUCUGUGGAGAGUGGAUCGAGAACAUGUGGGCCUGCAUGGAAGUCAGCCAGAAAUCCAUAUGCCUCAUCCUCUUCUUGACGGUCAUGGUGCUGGGAAACCUGGUGGUGCUCAACCUGUUCAUCGCCCUGCUGCUGAACUCUUUCAGUGCCGACAACCUCACUGCACCAGAGGAUGACGGGGAAGUGAACAACCUGCAGGUGGCCCUGGCACGGAUCCAGGCUUUUGGCCGUCGCACCAAGCAGGCACUUCGCGGCUUCUUCAGCAGGCCCUGCCUGCCCCGCUGGCCCAAGCCAGAGCCCCCGCUGUGGAUGAAACCCUCCAUCUCUAUCUCCAAAGCCGAGAACCACAUUGUUGCCGAUGCUACUUCUAUGAGGAGCCCUGGAGGGCUGCCAGCUCUCAGAGACCCCAGGGAGGACCACGGUGACUUCAUCACCAAUCCUAACGUGUGGGUCUCUGUGCCCAUUGCUGAGGGUGAAUCUGAUCUCGAUGACUUGGAGGAUGAUGGUGAGCAGGAUGCUCAGGGCUCCUGCCAGGAAGUGCUCCCCAAAGUACAGCAGGAGCAGCUGCAGCAAGUCGGGAGGUACGAGGACCACCUGGCACCUAGGAGCCCAGGCUCUGGUAUCUCCUCUGAGGACCUAACUCCAUAUGUGGGUGAGCAGUGGAAAGACACAGCUGCUCCUCAGGUUCCUGCAGAGGAAGUGGACGAUACAAGCUCCUCAGAGGGCAGCACUGUGGACUGCCCAGACCCCGAGGAGAUACUGAAGAAGAUCCCUGAGCUGGCAGAUGACCUGGAAGAACCAGAGGACUGCUUCACAGAAGGCUGCAUGCGACACUGUCCCUGCUGCAAAGUGGAUGCCACCAAGUUCCCGUGGGACAUGGGCUGGCAGCUGCGUAAGACCUGCUACCGCAUCGUGGAGCACAGCUGGUUUGAGAGCUUCAUCAUCUUCAUGAUCCUGCUUAGCAGUGGGUCUCUGGCCUUUGAAGAUUAUUACCUGGACCAGAAGCCCAAGGUGAAGGCUUUGCUGGAAUACUCUGACAGGGUGUUCACCUUUAUCUUUGUGUUUGAGAUGCUGCUCAAGUGGGUGGCCUAUGGCUUCAAGAAGUACUUCACCAACGCCUGGUGCUGGCUGGACUUCCUCAUUGUGAAUAUCUCACUGACGAGCCUCAUAGCGAAGAUCCUGGAAUAUUCUGAUAUGGAAUCCAUCAAAGCCCUUCGGACCCUCCGUGCCCUGCGACCACUGCGGGCUCUGUCGCGUUUCGAAGGCAUGCGGGUGGUGGUCGAUGCCUUGGUGGGCGCCAUCCCAUCCAUUAUGAAUGUCCUCCUGGUCUGCCUCAUCUUCUGGCUCAUCUUCAGCAUCAUGGGAGUGAACCUCUUCGCAGGGAAGUUUUGGAGGUGCAUCAACAAUACCAACAAAGACUUUUCUCUUGUGCAUUGGUCAAUUGUGAAUAACAUUUCUGAUUGUCAGAAUCAAAACAACAGUGACAACUUUUUCUGGGUCAACGUGAAAGUCAACUUUGACAAUGUUGCAAUGGGUUACCUCGCACUUCUUCAGGUGGCAACUUUUAAAGGCUGGAUGGACAUCAUGUAUGCGGCUGUUGAUUCCCGAGAGGUCGACAUUCAGCCCAAGUGGGAGGACAACGUGUACAUGUACUUGUACUUCGUCAUCUUCAUCAUUUUUGGUGGCUUCUUCACACUGAAUCUCUUUGUUGGGGUCAUAAUUGACAACUUCAAUCAACAGAAAAAAAAGUUAGGGGGCCAGGACAUCUUCAUGACAGAGGAACAGAAGAAAUACUACAAUGCCAUGAAGAAGUUGGGCUCCAAGAAGCCCCAGAAGCCCAUCCCACGGCCCCUGAACAGGUACCAGGGAUUCAUCUUUGAUGUCGUGACCAGGCAAGCCUUUGACAUUGCCAUUAUGGUCCUCAUUUGCCUCAACAUGAUCACCAUGAUGGUGGAGACAGAUGAGCAGAGCGAAGAAAAGACCAAAAUCCUCGGCAAAAUCAAUCAGUUCUUCGUGGCUGUCUUCACGGGCGAGUGCGUCUUGAAGAUGUUCGCCUUGAGGCAAUACUAUUUCACCAACGGCUGGAAUGUGUUUGACUUCAUUGUCGUGAUCCUCUCCAUCGGGAGUCUAGUGUUUUCUGCGAUUCUUACAUCACUAGAAAAUUACUUCUCUCCCACACUCUUCCGAGUCAUCCGCCUGGCCCGAAUCGGUCGCAUCCUCAGACUGAUCCGAGCAGCCAAGGGGAUCCGCACGCUGCUCUUUGCCCUCAUGAUGUCCCUGCCUGCCCUCUUCAACAUCGGGCUGCUGCUCUUCCUCGUCAUGUUCAUCUACUCCAUCUUCGGCAUGUCCAGCUUUGCUUACGUCAAGUGGGAGGCCGGGAUCGAUGACAUGUUCAACUUCCAGACCUUCGCCAACAGCAUGCUGUGCCUCUUCCAGAUCACCACGUCAGCCGGCUGGGAUGGCCUCCUCAGCCCCAUCCUCAACACAGAGCCCCCCUACUGCGACCCCAAUCUGCCCAAUGGCAAUAGCACGAGAGGAGACUGUGGGAACCCAGCCGUGGGCAUCGUCUUCUUCACCACCUACAUCAUCAUCUCCUUCCUCAUCGUGGUCAACAUGUACAUUGCAGUGAUUCUGGAGAACUUCAAUGUAGCCACAGAGGAGAGCACAGAGCCCCUGAGUGAGGACGAUUUCGACAUGUUCUAUGAGACCUGGGAGAAAUUCGACCCGGAAGCCACCCAGUUCAUUACCUUUUCUGCCCUCUCAGACUUUGCAGACACUCUCUCAGGCCCCUUGAGAAUCCCAAAACCCAAUCAGAAAAUAUUAAUCCAGAUGGACAUGCCCUUGGUCCCUGGAGAUAAGAUCCACUGUUUGGACAUCCUCUUUGCCUUCACCAAGAACGUGCUGGGAGAAUCUGGAGAGUUGGAUUCACUAAAGGCAAACAUGGAGGAGAAGUUUAUGGCAACUAAUCUUUCAAAAGCGUCCUAUGAGCCAAUAGCAACCACCCUCCGGUGGAAACAAGAAGACAUUUCAGCCACUGUCAUUCAAAAAGCUUAUCGGAGUUAUGUGCUCUAUCGCUCCUUGACACUCUCCAACCCCUCUGGAGUGCCCAGGACUGAAGAGGAGGCUUUGUCACACCCAGAUGAAGGCUUUGUGGAAUUUAUGGCAAAUGAGAAUUGUGUCCUUCCAGACAAAUUUGAAACUGCAUCUGCCACAUCUUUCCCGCCAUCCUAUGACAGCGUCACUAGAGGCCUCAGUGACAGAGUCAACAUGAGCACAUCCAGCUCAAUGAAAAAUGAAGAUGAAGCCACCAGUAAGGAGGUGACUGCACCUGACCCUGAGUGAGGAUACUCCAGCUGGGCAUGUCCAGCUCUGAUGUGUUCCUUGGCUGCCAUAACUUUCCCACGACAGAUGGCCCCCAGCUACAGCCUCACCAAUGCAUGUCACUGGUCACAAUGUCAGAACUGGCAGGGAAUGUAGCUGGUGCCUACCUUUGAAAAUGUCUCCGUACAACCAUAGUCCAGAAGCCAAGAGUAUCUCUACUUUGACUUUACUUCUGAAUUUCAAUAUCCAAUGAUGGGGUUCUCUUACUGUCAGGAAAAUGUCACUGGUCUAUUUAUUUUAGUUGUGACCAGGGAUUUUAUCUACCUAGACAAAUUUCUCAGGACCAGAACUUUCAAAGAUAUGGCAAGGGCACUGCUGAAGGUCUAAGGUUGCCUUCCUGCAAAUACCACAUAGAGAUGUGCAGUUAUUUAGGAUUUUUGCAUGAUUGCAUGUUGAGAGCUGCUGGACAACUUCUCCAACCCAGACUAACACCUGUGGUCUAUGCCAUGAAAUACCUUUGAGAUCUCUAAUUAAAACUAAUAUUUUUAAAAGUA
Molecule: messenger RNA, 6551 nt
Organism: Ictidomys tridecemlineatus (thirteen-lined ground squirrel)
Lineage: Eukaryota; Metazoa; Chordata; Mammalia; Rodentia; Sciuridae
Gene: Scn10a
Product: sodium voltage-gated channel alpha subunit 10
Biological process (GO): sodium ion transmembrane transport; regulation of heart rate; membrane depolarization during action potential
Cellular component (GO): voltage-gated sodium channel complex; plasma membrane
Molecular function (GO): voltage-gated sodium channel activity involved in cardiac muscle cell action potential
Source: RefSeq, a predicted model, not a curated record